Messenger RNA from Symsagittifera roscoffensis, 6480 nucleotides. RefSeq names its product histone acetyltransferase KAT6B-like. Lineage: Eukaryota; Metazoa; Xenacoelomorpha; Acoela; Convolutidae. The transcript has 13 exons. The record is from RefSeq and is a predicted model, not a curated record. Gene Ontology annotation, cellular component: MOZ/MORF histone acetyltransferase complex; chromatin. Bases 70 to 6144 code for a protein of 2024 amino acids. Gene Ontology annotation, biological process: positive regulation of transcription by RNA polymerase II; negative regulation of DNA-templated transcription. Gene Ontology annotation, molecular function: transcription coregulator activity; histone acetyltransferase activity.
CUUAUUAAAUAGAUGUCAUGUUGCUAAUAUUGAAAGUUUUUGAUUGCCCUAAAUGAAGCAACUCUGAAAAUGGCAAAUAGGAAGAAAGUCGCCUUGCUGACGAUAUACGAUAGCAACGAUGUUUGGAGUGCCAUUAUCCGGGCAUUAGAAGACUCAUCAGGCCAGCAUUCCGAUUGGGCGACAUCGAAAUUUAUCGAAGAUUUCAUUCUGUCGAAAUGCGUUAUCAGGUUGCCUGGAUGUCAACCUGGUGGAAAUUCCAGCAUCGAUGUUCGGAACAGCUUGAGAAGAGCUUUGAAAACAGCACACGAAGAAGGCGCACUGGAGAAGCGUGGAAAUAGAUACAAGCUAACGAGUUUCUCAUACGAUUAUGCGCCUCCCUUAAAAGUCCAAAAGGAAAAGAGAAAGACUACGUUGUCACAGAAUAUUCCAGAUGUUGCACCAAGGAAGCUUCAUCUGUGUACAAUUUGCCAGAAGUCUGGUAGUUUAAAAAAUUUCAUCAAAUGCACUCAGUGCGAAUGUUCAGUCCACGUUAUCUGUCUCCAUUACUCCCCUGAGUUGAUAGAAGUUCUCGUCAAAACCGAUAGCUUCUCUUGGACAUGUUGGGACUGCAAAACAUGUGCUUCAUGUGGAAUGCCGUCUUAUUACAAUCCACAACAAACAGUCGCUAGAACUUCAACAGCUAGUGCAACUACUCACGUAGCGUGCAGUAAUUGCGAUUUACUCUACCACACUCGUUGUCUGUCAUCUAAAUCGAAUCCAAAUCCAAAAGAUCGUAAGAAAUUGUUAAACUGGAUGUGCGAAAAAUGCGAUGAUCAUAUAAAACGCGGUCUGUACUUGAACCUCAACUAUUUGCGACAGCAACAGAAUAUAGCAGUUCGAUGUCAAGUCAGUCCAUCGACAACUAACCGACUGAUGUCGCAAUAUUCAAAUCCAGCAAUGAAAUCGAGUAGCCCAGAAUCGUUUUCGAGUCAUUCAGAAGAUUCAAAUUCUUCUCAUCCUUCAGUUGAUCAGAUUUCGCUCCCUAAAUCAGGCUCCUUGCUGAAAAAAAUUAGAAGCUCAGAAGAUCUAAAACCGAGUAAGCCGAAAGAGUUAGUGGAUGGUUUGACUUCGUUUUUCGUGCCUACUGCAGGUAGCAGACGUACAACUUUAAAAACCGAAAAAAGUUUUCUGUCGAUGCAGAAACGUUGGGGCUCGCAGUGGACAUCAAAUAACCUGAAGAAAAAAUAUGUUAAGAAUGCAAUAAACAAUCAGAAUAAUGUUAAAACACAAAGAAAUACGCUGACAGCAAUGAAAAGGAAGACGGGGAUCAAUGGUUUAAUUGAUGGUCUGUCGCAUUUGUACAAAGUGGAGAAGCCUUCGACAUCCGGAUUAAAAGUACCUCCGAAGUCGUUCAAAGAACUUCUAAAUAAAAAGAGAGACGGAGUGAUUCGUAGUAAUAACAUGUUGACUACAACCACAACGCGCUCCUUCAGGAAAGUGAAGCCGAAGAAUUUGGACUUCCCUCCUUUAGUGGCGACACCGCCGGUUCUCGUGAAUGAAGACAGUGUCCCCUUGUCAGAAGAAUCAGACAUGUCCCAUUCGUCCCAGCAGCAAGAGGAAAAAGCGCGAAUAGUUACCGAACAGCAAUUGAAGUCGAUCCCAGUUCCCAAGAACCUCCCGCCUGGCUGCUCCAUGGAAGACUGGAACCUCAUGAAGAAAGCGGAGAUCGAAAGCGAACUGGGACUGACUCGCAUCGAUAAUCCGAACAUCAGAUGUCCGUCAGUCGUCGAAUUUGCGCAAUGUGAAAUAACAACAUGGUACUCAUCACCAUACCCACAAGAAUAUAGGCUACAACGACUAUUCCUCUGUGAAAUGUGUCUGCAAUAUGUCAAGUCUAGACAAACGCUCAUCGGCCAUAUGCGCAAGUGUGCUAAUCGACACCCCCCUGGCCGAGAGAUCUACAGGCAGAAUAAUUUAGCAAUUUUUGAAGUGGAUGGAAAUCAGGCGAAGUUGUAUUGCCAGAAUAUAUGCUUGCUGGCCAAGUUGUUUCUGGAUCAUAAGACGCUGUAUUAUGACGUGGAGCCGUUUUUGUUUUAUGUUUUGGCUGUGGAUAAUGCGAGGGGGUGUCAUUUUGUGGGGUACUUCUCGAAGGAAAAGUUCUGCCAACAGAAGUACAAUCUCAGUUGUAUUAUGGUUCUUCCUUCGUACCAGAAGAAAGGCUACGGCAAACUCCUCAUCGACUUCUCCUACCUCCUAAGUCGGGCAGAGAACCAACUGGGUAGUCCGGAGAAACCACUUAGUGACCUGGGAAGAAUAAGUUACUACUGCUACUGGAAAGGAGUGAUCAGUAAAUUGCUGGAUCGGAACUUCACUUUUGUGGAAGAACUGAAGAUCAGGGAUCUGUGCAACAUGACUGGAAUGAGUGCUGCGGAUGUGGCAGUGGCACUGAUGAAGCUGGGCUACGUCACCACAACCAAACCGAAGGACUCAAUGGAGGUCCCACAAGUGUGCAUUGAGGUAACAAAAUGGCAGCAGGAAGAGUUGAAGGCAAAAGAAGCUAAAGGACCCUCAAUAGAACUGGAUGCGAGGUAUCUGCACUGGACUCCAAUAGAUCGAUCUAGAUCACCAAGUCCCCAUAAGCGCUUGACCUCGCCUUCCGCUAUCGGGUCUUCCGAGGACUCGGAACCAGACGUCACUCUAGUCUCCCCUCGAGUAAGAGGCAGACCUCCGACCACAGACGACAAAAAUAAAUCGAGGAAACACAAGCGAAAAUCGGAUCCGAGGUCUAACAGCUCAGAAAUAAGAGAAAGUGAGCUGCUAGUUGAACGGCGGAAAAGUCUUGCUUCUAAAAUGGAGAUACCAGAAACUCCAAAUCGAAAAUUACUGGGAGAUGUCAAAAAAGAAUCGGAAACGCCAAAUGGAAUCAAAAAGGAAACAGAAACGAUUAAUUCGACAGUUCAAGAAUCGAAAACGGGAAAGUUGAGAAGGUUUAAUUUGUCUAUGACACCACAGAGUAGCCCUGAUGUUAAAAAGACACCAGGACCCUCUAAUACAUUUCGGAAGAGCGAUGGAAAAUUUGCUUCCCCGCCAAAAGCUGAAACGCCGAAGCUCAGUGCAGAUAAUUCAAAGAAACUUCAUGAAAAAACUGCAGAUUCCAAGCAAAAUGAACCUAGGAAAUCAAAUUCAGGUGGUAUAAUAGUGACACUUCCCAAUAUAGCGAUGACAGAAAAGACUAAUAAACAUAAAACGUGUAGUAAAAUCAAUAUUUCUGAAAAGUUGUUCGCCCCUGAUAAUGCAAAAUACUCGCCGAUCACGAGCAAAAGAGCAACUCGGUCGGAAAUAUCGACACACAACGGUUCGUCGUCAAGUUUGAAGCAUGAAAAUAAUUCAGAGCUUGUGAAAAUAUUACCAAGGCCUCCCGGAUCAGGAGCUGGUGCUAAGAUGACACGAGCUGAAGCAUCUAAGCUGAGAGCCAGACAAAUGUUCCCUAGAUUCGAUAUCAAAGGAGGUAAAAGGAAAUGGGGCUCAAAUGAGAGUAACUUGACCAGUCAAGAGAAAUCCAGAGCGGCGAAGAGACGACUUCAGUGCUCAGUUGAGGCAUCGAAAAGUGAAGUAUCAAAUAACGGCAUUGAUUCAAGUCAAAAGUCGACAAAGUUUAGUAAUUCUACACCACAAUCGGAAGUGAAUGAUUAUCAAGAAAGCAAAAGAGCAAAACAUGGUCAAUCAGUACAGAGGCUACCUUCUCUCAAAGAUUACAAAAUUCCGAAGAAUCGAAAGAAACAGAAAAGUCUCAAAACUAAAAACGACGAAAAUGAAAUCAAAAACGGAGAUUUAUCAGAGGAGUCAGAUGACAAUGAUAAAGAAGCGUCACCAAAAAGUGUAAUAUCAACUCGAAAUUCUUCAAGAUCUCCAGAUAAAUCAGAAAAAGGAGCGGACAAUACUACGAUGAACGGUGCGACGGAAUCGAAUAAAAAUUUGGAACCAGAACGCUCGUCGCCUAGGAGAAAGGAUGUUUCUAAUCGCACGGAUUCAGUCUAUCCUCUUAGAAAAGUGACAAAUAAUAGCCCUGUUUGUCAAGUAAAUACGGCAACAUUGCAUAAUAACAAUAAUAUCAAUAUCGAUGUCGACCUUUCAAAUCAUGACCCGAAAAGGAAAAAUGUUUUCGAUGCAUUUUUUGUUUGUGAUUCAACUGUUUCUUCAGACGGCGAAAUAGGAGUCCAAGUUAGAACUAAUUCAGUUUCAAGUACUAGAAGUUAUAAUAUAGAAGAGCCUGAGAUAUUCUAUGAGUCAGAAUCCAGUCCAUUAGCUAAAGAAGUGCAAUGUAGUGAUAGUAAUUUUGUAACUAGUGGAGUUAUAACUAAUGCCCAUAGUUUGAAUUUGCCGACGUCUAGAAUCGUAGUCGAGGAGUCGACGCUUCCUGAUUCGACCACUCCCGAUGUUGAGAUGAUCAUUUCAAGUAAAACAAAACGAACGGAUUCCUCCUCAGAUGAAAUUCCUUCCCCGAAACAAGCCAAAAUUUGUCAUUCACCCAAGUACGUUGACCGUUCACCGGAGCCAGAAAUUAUCAGAUCCGAGUUUUUACAAAUGCGUUCUUCAGAACAAAAGUCAAUCUUGCAGGCGAAUCAAAAUUUGGCGGAUACUGCGUCUAGUCAAAAGUCAGACCUAAAAAUCAAAACUAAUAUCUCGAGUAAUAAGAACUUAGCAGUUGAAGUAAAAGAAAAUAUAUUGAAUAUUAAAUCUGAAACAGAUUUGAAUGAAAGUUCGGCUCAAUUGGAAAACAUUGGUUUUAAAACGGAAUUCUGUGAUGAAAGUUCCGAAUUAAAAUUUAGCAAAGAUGCUUCAGAUUUUGCUUCGAAAUCGGAAGUAUUGGAGGUGAAAACUGAAGUGCCAGAAUUGGUUAAUUCUCUCACAGAUGACGAAGGAAGCAUAGAAGUUUGUGAAAUUGAACUGAGCUACUCGGACGCCGAAGUCGAAAAUGAAGAGAGCCGACAAAUUAUCUAUCCCAAUUCCGAAAUUGAAAAUGAAGUUAAAUCACAAAAUCUCCUCGAAGAAAAUGAAAAAUUUUACGAUUGCAUUGAUCAAUCAUUCGCAAAUCAAGCUUCAUGUGUAAACGAAGAAAAUAAUUGUCAAACUAAUUCUAUUGGGAAUCAAGAAUAUUUCGAUCAAACUGCCAAUCCGGAAAAUGGAAACUAUGAAACUUUUCAUGAUGUUGAUUGGCGUCAUACAACAUCAAUGCUAAGUCAAGAUUCCUCUGUAAAUCAAUCGUUCAGUCAGGAGGCGCCAAAUAACGAUAUCAAUAAUUUUGUGCCUGAAAUUCCUAUAGGGCUACUAAUGGAUAAUAUUCCUUCGUUCGGAAGGCCAAAACCAAUAUCACUUGAGAGCUCAUCUCAACAUUCCGAAAAUGGGUCUACGUUCUCACAUGAACCUAUAGAAGACUCCUUUGAGUCAAUAAUGCCUAAUAAAAAAUCUGAAUGUUCCGCGGCUCCUCAAGAUUCGUUUCAAAGAUUGGAGCAAGAUCUGAACAGGAAUCGUACCCAGUGGGACUCGCCUAGAACCUGGAGUGGAGCUCCUGGUAAUGCAAGACGCCUCGGCACGUCGCCGUCAAGUUCCGUGCCUGGAAGUUUUUCGGCAGGAUCCGCAGAUUUUCCCUGGCGAAGCAAUUUAGGUCGGGAUCCAACACCGGAACCCCCUAGAAGAUCACAAUUUUUAGCGUCUUUAAUUUCGCCCUCGCAAGUAAGAAGUGCCUCAUUGGAGUCGAAUCCGCCGCCAAUUAUUCCGAUUCACAGGAUGAAUAAUAAUGAGGAAUCGGUUGAAAGUUGGAAAAAUUGGAGACGACAUAAUAACAAUAAUGAUCAAAGUCCACCUCGGGAAGCUCCAGUGAUCUCGCCCGGAACCAUUGCGAGUGCGGUCGGAACGUCAAGUCAUUCGCCAACCGACCCAAGUCCCUCUACGGGACGAAGAAUCAAACUUGACCGAAGGAGUUUCCGACAGUCGACCAGUGAAGACCGCCGAGUCGAGAAUCCAAAUCCGGUUGACUUCCGAUCGUUUCCCUUGAAUAUUCCACUGGAUCGCACGGAAAGCCCAGAGAAUCAAUACGAUCAUAGGUGCUCGGAACGCCCGUACAAGCAUCUGGCUUCUAAUGAGUAUGAUCAUGGCAAUUGGUAACUCAAGUGAUCGCCCUUUUGCGAUUUUGGAGCUCCAAAGUUUCUGGAAAAACGAGUGACCCCAAGCAUAGACUUGUUCCCUGUAUUAUGUAUGUCGUUUUACAACGUGUAGUUAAUUUAUUUGUGGAAAUUGGUUCUAAAUUGUUAAUCUACAGCUAGUGAAUCUAGUCGAAGCUUGCUAGAAUUGAUUUCUUUCUCUACUUGAAUCGAAUCUUUCGCGUUAUUAAUCAUUUGAUGUAAGUUUUGUUUUAUAUUUCGUAAUUCUUUCGCUGUAAUUAAUCUGCAAGCCAGCUGCCCCAUUUUAUUUUGUUCCCAUUUUUUGAAUUAAUUCAAUUGA